CCCACGGCCCCACCCACCACCACUAGCCAGUAACAGCACUUUGUCGAAAAUCUCAGCGUAUCUUCCCCAAUAGCAUACCUACAGAACGCGGGAAACCAGAAUUUGAAAAACCCGGAUAGGAAUUCCUUUACUACAAAAUAUUCCACUUCUUCCUCUACAGAAUUUAAUGAAUGAGUAAACAUGGUUUCGUUAAAAAAAUCGUUGGUGAUCUCUCUUUUCUUGAUUCCUCACCCUUUGCGAAACUUUUGGAUUCAUGCCUCAAAUCCAAGUCUUUACGUGACACACGUCGCAUUCACGCUCGAAUCAUCAAAACCCAGUUCGCCUAUGAAGUUUUUAUACAGAAUAGGCUUAUUGAUGCUUAUGGGAAGUGUGGCUGUUUUGAUGAUGCACGCAAAAUAUUUGAUCAAAUGCCUGAAAAGAACGUUUUCAGUUGGAAUGCCAUCGUUAGCACUCUGGUGAAAUUUGGAUUUCUUGAUGAGGGUGCACGAUUAUUUGUGUCUAUGCCUGAGCCUGAUCAAUGUUCUUGGAAUUCAUUGAUUGCUGGAUUUGCACAGCAUGAUCGAUUCGAAGAAGCAUUGAAUUAUUUUGUUAAGAUGCAUAGGAAAGGUUUUGUACUUAAUGAGUAUACGUUUGGCAGUGGUCUCAGUGCUUGUGCAGGGUUAAAAGACUUGAAAAUAGGCACCCAAAUUCAUGGUUUGAUGUUGAAAUCUCAGUUCUUACUGGACGUCUAUAUGGGUUCUGCCCUUAUUGAUAUAUAUUCGAAAUGUGGUUUUGUGGAUUGUGCUCAAAGGGUCUUUGAUGGGAUGAUGGAGAGGAAUGUUGUUUCUUGGAAUAGCUUGAUUACAUGUUAUGAACAAAAUGGUCCUUCUAGGGAAGCUUUAGAAAUUUUUAUGAGAAUGAUGGAGAGUGGGUUUGAACCGGAUGAGGUUACACUAGCUAGUGUGGUCAGUGCUUGUGCAAGCUUGGCUGCAGCUAAACAAGGUUUAGAAAUUCAUGCUUGUGUUGUUAAACGUGAUAAACUUAGGGAUGACCUUAUUUUAAGUAAUGCAUUGGUUGAUAUGUAUGCAAAGUGCGGUAGGACUAAUGAAGCUAGAUGCGUUUUUGAUAGGAUGCCAAUUAGGAAUGUAGUAUCUGAAACCUCAAUGGUUAGUGGUUAUGCAAAGACAGCAAGCGUUAAAGCUGCAAGGUUGUUGUUUACCAAGAUGAUAGAGAGGAACGUAGUCUCUUGGAAUGCCCUUAUUGCAGGCUAUACUCAGAAUGGAGAAAAUGAAGAGGCGCUUAGGCUCUUCCGCAUGCUAAAGAGGGAAGCUAUUUGCCCAACUCACUACACCUUUGGGAACCUACUAAAUGCCUGUGCAAAUCUUGCUGAUCUGCAACUUGGCAGGCAGGCCCAUGCUCAUGUCUUGAAGCAUGGAUUUCGAUUUCAAUAUGGUGAAGAGUCAGAUGUUUUUGUGGGAAAUGCCCUUAUAGACAUGUACAUGAAAUGCGGAUCAGUUGAGGAAGGGUGUCGAAUUUUUGAAAACAUGGUGGAAAGGGAUUAUGUCUCAUGGAAUGCCAUGAUUGUAGGGUAUGCACAAAAUGGUUAUGGGAUGGAGGCUCUUGGUUUAUUCAGGAAAAUGUUGGCAUCUGGAGAGAAACCAGACCAUGUUACCAUGAUUGGUGCUCUAUGUGCUUGUAGCCAUGCAGGUCUUGUGCAAGAGGGUCGGAAGCAUUUUUCCUCCAUGACUGAGGAAUAUGGUUUGGUACCAUCGAAGGACCAUUAUACGUGCAUGGUUGAUUUACUUGGUCGAGCUGGUUGCCUUAAUGAAGCCAAGGAUUUGAUAGAGACAAUGUCAGUGCAGCCUGAUGCUGUUGUUUGGGGGUCAUUGCUUGGUGCUUGUAAAGUUCAUCACAACAUUACCUUAGGGGAAUAUGUGGCAGAGAAGCUCUUAGAAAUUGACCCAAUGAACUCAGGACCAUAUGUUCUUCUCUCAAAUAUGUAUGCCGAGCUUGGCAGAUGGAAGGAUGUCCUAAGAGUCAGAAAACUGAUGAAGCAUCGAGGAGUUAUCAAGCAGCCUGGUUGCAGUUGGAUUGAAAUUCUGGGUCAUGUCCACAUUUUCAUGGUAAAAGAUAAAAGACAUCACCAGAGGAAGGAGAUCUAUUUACUACUGAAAAUGCUUACAGAGCAAAUGAGGCGAGCUGGAUAUGUCCUGGAUGCCAAUGAUCAUGAAGAAUACAAGGAAAAUAAUGGCUAGAAAGCAUUGAUUAAAAUAAAUUGGGUGAAAAGAAGUUCUUGAAAUGUAAUAAUACCAAAUAAGUGGAAGGAAGGAGCCCGCAACACCACGGAAAGUGGUGGCCGUAAGAUCCAUGGGAACAAGCUCCUCUCUAAUAAGAACAGAUGGACCCCUUAUGGAAAUACCAAGUGCAUGAUUUUCAGGCAGCAAGUACGCAAGAUAUGCCAGGUACUGUCAUACCUGUGCUUAUACCAAAGGUGUUUUUACAAUAUGCGGCAAGCAAGUACUAGACAUGAAGCUUUACAAACAAGGCAAGUAUAUAAUUCAGAGCUAGUUAUUAGUUUUUUUUCAGACACUCUUCGACUGUUUCAACUUCAAAUAUCACGGGCUUGCGAGUAUAAAUUUAUGCUGUACUCAACAGCUACCAUGCUUCAUUGGUUUCUUUCUUCCUGAUGUAGUAAUAACUCUUCUGCAAUCCCAUUGAUUAGCUUAGUUCCA
Molecule: messenger RNA, 2711 nt
Organism: Ricinus communis (castor bean)
Lineage: Eukaryota; Viridiplantae; Streptophyta; Magnoliopsida; Malpighiales; Euphorbiaceae
Product: pentatricopeptide repeat-containing protein At2g13600
Exons: 4
Coding region: 171-2234 (687 amino acids)
Biological process (GO): RNA modification
Molecular function (GO): RNA binding; protein binding
Source: RefSeq, a predicted model, not a curated record